UAUCUUCCACAUGUUCACUAUAGGCUGGGGAAAGCACACCGUGAACCGGAUCAGACACUAGAGGUGCUGAUGAUGAACUUGGACCCAGAAAAAAUGAAAUGGUUUUAUAAAGAAGUUUGUCCUACAGCAGCUGAGGCCACAAAGAAAUCGGGCAUUGAUCGUCUCAUCCCAGAUGUUAUGAUUGAUGACUUUCAAUUUGAUCCAUGUGGAUAUUCCAUGAAUGGACUGAUGCGCAGUGUGCCGGGUGGAUACAUGACUAUCCACAUUACACCAGAGCCUGAGUUCUCAUAUGUGUCCUUUGAGACUAACAUCCCACAGAAGUCAUACAAGGAUCUCAUUUCUCGUGUUGUGUCUACAUUUGGACCCCAGCAAUUUGUCCUCACAUUUUUCAAGAGUCUUGUAAGUAAAGGCUGUUAAUAUAGUUAUCUCUGA
Messenger RNA from Penaeus monodon (black tiger shrimp), 432 nucleotides. Its product is annotated as S-adenosylmethionine decarboxylase proenzyme-like. Gene Ontology annotation, biological process: spermidine biosynthetic process; spermine biosynthetic process. Gene Ontology annotation, molecular function: adenosylmethionine decarboxylase activity. The record is from RefSeq and is a predicted model, not a curated record. Gene Ontology annotation, cellular component: cytosol. NCBI's taxonomy places the organism in Eukaryota, Metazoa, Arthropoda, Malacostraca, Decapoda, Penaeidae. Bases 70 to 417 code for a protein of 115 amino acids. The transcript has 3 exons.